Acanthosepion pharaonis is the source of this 1185-nucleotide messenger RNA. The record is from the annotation of a GenBank genome assembly. NCBI's taxonomy places the organism in Eukaryota, Metazoa, Mollusca, Cephalopoda, Sepiida, Sepiidae.
AUGGAUUCUCGGUCGCUUUUGCAACGCCGUAACGUAGCUUCCCUUUGCUUUUUAUAUAAAUUUAUAAAUCUUUUCUAUAAUCCUUCCUUCCUCCUUUCUUUCUUCAAUCCCUCCUCUUCUUUCUUUCUUUCUUUCUUUCUUUCUUUCUUUCAAUCCUUCCUUCCCUAUUACUUUUUCUUUCUUUCCUUUCUUCUUUCGUUCCUACUUUUCCUUCGUUCUUUCUUUUUUCCUUCCUUUCUUCCUUCUUUUUCCCUCCUUCUUUUUCCUUCCUUCUUUUUCCUUCCUUCCGUCCUUAUUUUUCCUUCCUUCCUUCUACUCCCUUUGGUCCUUCCUUCCUUCCUUCCUUCCUUCCUUCCUUCCUUUUUCUUCCUUCCUUCCUUCCUUCCUUCCUUCCUUUAUUUUUCCGUCCUUCCUUCCUUAUUUUUCCUUCCUUCCUUCCUUCCUUGUUUUUCCUUCCUUGUUUUUCCUUCCUUCCUUCCUUCCUUCCUUCCUUCCUUCCUUCCUUCCUUUAUCUUUCUUUUUUGCACCUAUCUAUCUAUCUAUCUAUCUAUCUAUCUAUCUAUCUAUCUCAACCUGUUUAUAUCUAUCUAUGAUCUAUCUCUCUCUCUAUAUAUAUCUAUAAUAUAUAUCUCUCUAUAUAUAUAUGUAUAUCAUUGUUUCUAUCUAUCUAUCUAUCUAUCUAUCUAUCUAUCUAUCUAUCUAUCUAUCUCAACCUGUUUAUAUCUAUCUAUGAUCUAUCUCUCUCUCUAUAUAUAUCUAUAUAUAACUAUAAUAUCUAUCUAUCUAUCUAUCUAUAUAUAUAUAUAUAUAUAUCAUUGUUUCUAUCUAUCUAUCUAUCUAUCUAUCUAUCUCAACCUGUUCAUAUCUAUCUAUCUAUCUAUCUAUCUAUCUAUCUAUCUAUCUAUCUAUCUACGUUUCUUCUUAUACAUUUUUUCAUUGAUUAUAUUUUCUUUCUUUCUUUCUUUCUUUCUUUCUUUCUUUCUUUCUUUCUUUCUUUCUAAUGAUACGUUCCUUCUUUUUCUUUCUUUUUCAUUCUUUCUUUUUUCUAAUUAUAUUUUCCAACUCUUUUCUUUCUUUCUUUCUUUCUUUCUUUCUUUCUUUCUUUCUUUCUUUCUUUCUAAUAAUAAUAAUAAUAUUUUCCUAUCUUUUUUCUUUCUUCCUUUUUUCUUUCUUUCUUUUUUCUAA